AGGGGAGCUGCGAGCGAUCAGGCGCAGCGGGAGAAUUGCGCUCGGGAAUCGGUGAGGCCGCGGGAGACGUUUGCGUUGGCGUACAGGCGCGGGACGGGGCGGGGCGGCGAUGGAUGAGGCGUGGCAGUGAAGCUUUGCGAAGAGCGGAGAGGAGCGGAAGAGUGGAAUUUGAGCUCUCGGGGUGCGGAUUGUGCGUCGGGAUUAGGACGGCGGAGAAUGCCUGGCAGAAGGCUGUACCUGAAGUGCGGAGAGUUUGAUGUGAAGUUGCAAGUGGAGCUUCGGCGCGGCGGCGUUUCUCCGGUCGAGCUCAGCGCGUGCCUUAUCUCUCGACGGAAGAGCACGUUUAGCUUCGUGCGUGAGUGAUUAGGCAGGACGUUUGAAUGAUUUUCGGCCGGAGGAAUUCUGCUCCAAUUGUAUUUUCUCGAAAGGCGUAGUGAAGAUCAGCUCAUUCUGCUCGAAGUGGCUAUGCUCACUGGAAUGGUAAAAAUUAGAGUCGAAAUCGUGGAUUAUCUUACCAGAUCCCCCUGGUGGUCGAAGCUGUGGACCUAGAAUUUAUCGCGGGCUUCGAUGAUAUCGAGACUUGGAGAUCAUUCAUGGGCUGAAGUAAUCGAAGCUUAGUUAAAAAAAAAAAAGCUGGACGGCCGCUACCGUAAAAGAGUUGCAUGCCUGCCAAGGCUUCUUCAGCAAUGGCUGUCAGAAGAUUAGCCGAGACGUUGUCUAGAAAUCUGGUGGAAGACAUUUACAGAUGCAGUUUCAAAAAGCAGACUGGUGUCAGUCUUAAAUAUAUGAUGGACUUCGGCGCAUACCCUACCAGCAGAAAUCUGCUGGUUUCCGCCCAGUUUCUUCACAAAGAACUGCCUGUGAGGUUGGCCCAUCGCGUCACCGAACUCGAGAAUCUGCCGCACGGUCUCUCCACCAAAGCUCCAGUGUUGACGGUGCGCGAUUGGUAUGUCGAUUCCUUCAAAGACUUGAGAAGCUUUAAAGAGAUCCAAAACUUGACAGACGAAAAUCGCUUCACGGAGCUUCUUACCCACAUCAAACAACGUCACAACAACGUCAUGCCCACCAUGGCUAUGGGUAUCCAGGAGCUCAAGGAGGACCUGGGAAGGAAAGUCGGGCUGAAUGAGCUUCCAGAAAUUCACCAGUUUUUGGAUCGGUUCUACAUGUCCCGAAUCGGAAUUCGUAUGCUUAUAGGACAACACGUGGCCUUACACCAGGAAAACCAUCCUUCUGGAUACAUUGGUCUGAUCUGCACGAAAGUCUCUCCAGUGGAAGUUGCUCAAAACGCCAUUGACGAUGCCCGAUCGGCUUGCAUGAGGACAUAUGGAAGUGCUCCGGAAGUCCACGUGUACGGAGAUCCCAACUUUUCCUUCGCCUAUGUACCUACUCACUUGCAUCAGAUGCUUUUUGAGCUUGUAAAGAACUCAUUGCGUGCCGUACAAGAAAGGUUCAUGGACGCUGACCAUGAGUGUCCGCCGAUAAGGGUGGUCGUUGCAGAUGGUCUCGAAGAUGUCACAAUCAAGAUUUCUGAUGAAGGAGGUGGCAUUCCAAGAAGUGGACUUCCAAAAAUCUGGACAUAUUUGUACAGUACUGCGAAAUCGCCUUUGGCAGACGAGGGGCGACAGCUCCAAGAAACACCGAGUAUCAUGGCCGGAUAUGGCUAUGGCUUGCCUAUCAGUCGCCUGUAUGCCAGAUAUUUUGGUGGUGACUUGCAGGUCAUCUCCAUGGAGGGUUACGGAACGGACGCGUAUCUCCAUUUGAACCGGCUAGGCAACGUGCAAGAGCCACUGCCUUGAGGCACACUCCAUUGUUUUGUAAUGCUCUGUAUCUAUUCUCGGAAUGGAAAUGACUUCCGAUCUCGCCGCGGUUAGAGAAUUCAUUGCGCUGUUUUUUUUUCAUUGUUCUCCUCCUUACCUCACCGACUCCAUUCAAAUCAGAUGAUUCAGAGAAAAUUCCUCCUCGUUCACCUUCCUGGAAGAAAGUAUCCCGUCGUUGCUGUCUUCUCUGCCGGGCACCAGGCACCUACGAUUCUACUUCUCGGCCUAUUCUGCGUAAAAUUCUUGUCAACAAAACGUCUACCACGAAACCUUCAUUCCUAUUUUGUUCUGUCCUGUGGACGUGUUUUAGCAGUUAGCCCCGCAGUGCAGACUGCGACGACGACAGAUUGUAAUAUUUGAUUGAUACACAGGAAAGGAAAGAACGCCCUGGUUCACUC
Marchantia polymorpha subsp. ruderalis is the source of this 2215-nucleotide messenger RNA. NCBI's taxonomy places the organism in Eukaryota, Viridiplantae, Streptophyta, Marchantiopsida, Marchantiales, Marchantiaceae. The record is from the annotation of a GenBank genome assembly.